This is a messenger RNA of Populus euphratica (Euphrates poplar), 2615 nucleotides long. Its product is annotated as Amino acid dehydrogenase family protein. NCBI's taxonomy places the organism in Eukaryota, Viridiplantae, Streptophyta, Magnoliopsida, Malpighiales, Salicaceae. Gene Ontology annotation, molecular function: L-glutamate dehydrogenase (NADP+) activity. The record is from RefSeq and is a predicted model, not a curated record. Gene Ontology annotation, cellular component: cytosol. The transcript has 16 exons. The coding region runs from base 325 to 2238 and encodes 637 amino acids.
UUUUUUUUUUUUUAAUUAGCUAUAUUAUGUCUUAAACAGAGAGACUGAUCAACAAGAGUCUGAAAGAGACAGGCAGAUUCGUGUCUUCGCUUACAAUAAGCAGCUCGAUCUCAUUUUCUUAACAUUCAGUACCUUCACUAAUCACUGCUGUGACUGUUACCCAAGAAAAGCUGAAAUUUUUAGAGCCCAGAAGGAGAGAACCAAACUCCUUAUAUACUGCAACUUUGCCUUGCCAUUCCGUUCGUUCUCCAGUUACUGAGAAUUAAACAGGCAAUUGGUAACUGAAAAUAGAGGAGCACUGUGUGGGUUAGAUUGUGAUGCUGCAUGUUGCUACCAGCUGAGGGGAUAAGGAUGAAUUCCACGAUGGAUGAUAUUAACUUGAUUCAGCAAGCACAGAGGCAUCAUUUGGUGGUCAGAGAGCUUGGAGAGGAGAUUGAUUUGGAAAUUGGUCAUGGAGAUGAUGACCAUUCAUUUGCUAACACUCCUAUUAUGGGUGGUCGACCACGAGAACAUUCUGCUGAGGACAAUGAUGAAGUCAAGAAUAUGAUGGCUUCUUCUCAAUUUUCAAACGAAGAACAAGAUGUGCCAAAGACACAACCAGUAAAAAGGAAGAAAAAGGUGGUCAAAAGAUGGAGAGAGGAAUGGGCAGAUACCUACAAGUGGGCAUUCGUGGAUGUGAAAGAAGGAACUGCAAGGAUAUUUUGCUCUGUUUGUAGAGAGUAUGGGAGGAAGCAUAGAAGAAAUCCAUAUGGGAAUGAAGGCAGUAGAAAUAUGCAGAUGAGUGCACUGGAAGAGCAUAACAAUAGUUUGCUUCACAAAGAGGCUCUUCGUCUGCAGAUGGCCUCCAAGGAUAAGAUUGUGGUCGAUAAAACUAUUUAUGUAAAAGCUCUUAUGUCAAAAACAGCUGGAUCUAUUGUUGAAGCUGCACUUAAAAGGGAUCCUCAUGAGGUUGAGUUCAUACAAUCAGUGCAGGAAGCUGUUCAUGCUUUAGACAGAGUUAUUGCAAAAAAUUCUCAUUACGUCAACAUCAUGGAACGCUUAUUAGAACCUGAACGCAUGCUUGUUUUUCGAGUGCCUUGGGUGGAUGAUAGGGGUGAGACACAUGUCAAUCGAGGUUUUCGGGUGCAUUUUAACCAGGCAUUGGGUCCAUGUAGGGGUGGUAUUCGUUUCCAUCCAUCAAUGAACUUAAGCAUUGCCAAGUUUCUUGGUUUUGGACAGACAUUAAAGAAUGCCUUAUCACCAUACAGACUAGGAGGGGCUGCUGGUGGAAGUGAUUUUGAUCCAAAAGGAAAAACUGACAAUGAGAUUAUGCGCUUCUGCCAAAGUUUCAUGAAUGAGAUCUAUAGAUAUCUAGGUCCGGACAAGGACCUUCCAUCAGAGGAGAUGGGUGUUGGUACAAGAGAAAUGGGGUAUCUACUUGGACAAUAUAGACGCUUAGCAGGUCAUUUUCAGGGAAGUUUUACAGGGCCGAGGAUAUUUUGGUCUGGCUCUAGCCUUCGAACUGAAGCUACUGGCUAUGGGUUGGUUUUCUUUGUGCAGCUUAUGCUUGCUGACAUGAAUAAAGAAAUCAAAGGACUAAGAUGUGCUGUAAGUGGUUCUGGAAAGAUUACAAUGCAUGUUCUAGAGAAGCUUAUUGCUUAUGGUGCCCUUCCGAUCACAGUAUCAGAUUCAAAGGGAUACUUGGUGGAUGAGGAUGGAUUUGAUUAUGUGAAAAUAUCUUUUCUCAGAGAUAUCAAAGCGCAGCAGAGAAGUUUGAGAGACUACUCAAAGACUUAUGCUCGUUCUAAGUACUAUGACGAAGCAAAACCUUGGAGUGAAAGGUGUGAUGUUGCAUUUCCUUGUGGUUACCAGAAUGAAAUUGAUCAAUCUGAUGCCAUUAGUCUGGUUAACUCAGGCUGUCGUCUCCUCGUUGAAGGUUCAAACAUGCCUUGUACUCCUGAAGCUGUUGAUGUUUUGAAAAAAGCCAAUGUUCUCAUUGCUCCUGCUAUAGCAGCUGGUGCUGGAGGGGUUGUUGCUGGGGAGCUUGAGUUGAACCAUGAGUGCAAUUUGCUGAACUGGUCACCUGAGGACUUUGAAUCUAAAUUGCAGGAAGCAAUGAAACAGAUCUACCAAAGAGCCCUGAAAGCAGCAAACGAUUUUGGCUACCAAAAGGAGAGUCCUGAGGCGUUGGUGCACGGAGCUGUCAUCUCUGCUUUUCUAACCAUUGCUCAAGCUAUGUCUGAUCAAGGAUGCGUAUAGAAGUCAAGGAUAACAUAUAAUUCACAUGCUUCACUAAAGUUCUAUGAUCUCUGAAGGCGGCACUCCUUGGCACAAACAAGUGAUCAUUAGCAGCAAGGUCGUGCGGAUCCUUAAUGCCAGGGAAGAUCCAAGAUCUGUAUCUCGACUCGUGUAAUAUCAACCGAGACACAAAAUGAUAAUUGGUGGGGGGGUUUAUUACAACAUAUUUAUUGUAAAAAUUAGAUCUAGUGGUGGUAUAAUAGAUGGGCGCCAGAGCCCAAAGGGGUGUGUGUUCUAUUCUGGACCCAUUAAUCAAUCCAGAUGUUGCAGUCAUGUGAAAUAUUCUACUACUGUUAUUAGAAAUAAAAUCAUUCAUCGUUGCUAUUCUUUGAGAAAAA